UAGAGGUUGAAUAAAUAUAUUACCUACAUUUGACUAGUUGGUAACGAGGUAUGCUGACAUUUUGUUACCUAUAUAUUAAUAAAUAAUAAUACGGAACACAACACGACACUGUAUAAGUCGAUAAUAUAAUAUUAUACCGCGGUAUUAAACCCAACCAGUGACCGUAACGUGCGCUGCUGGGCCAGCAAGUGGCAACGGUAGACACUAGACAGUAGUCUCAGCUGAAAAUACACGUUCAGUCCGGACGUUUCUCAAUCGCGGUCGUCAUCUCACCGCCGUCGCCGUCGUUCGGGUUCAGUGUACGGGAAGCGCGUUUUUAUACGUGAAUAAUAUAACAUAUUAUUAUUAUACGGUCAGCGUGCAGGACUGCGGUAGUGGUAGUGGUAACGGUACAGGUAUACGACAUGAUAUUAUUAUAUAUUAUAUAUAUAUCUCAUGUAUAGAAGCCACGCCGGUCGUCGUACCGGUGCAAAUAAUAAUAACAACAACGCGAAGGCAGUCAGUGCGCGUCAGUCGUCGUGUUCGGUCCUGUGUUGCUUUCUGGACACGUCUGUCGUUUCGCGCGCGCCAACCGAACGUAUAAUAAUAAUAUUAUAUUGGUAGGUACUAUAAUAAAAUAACUAUACAUAUAUAUCGUAGCCAUAGUUGUACACUGUUGUACACGAAACCGCAAAUAAUCAAUCGAUUAUAUCCGUACACGAUAUUCGCCAGCCAACGAUAUACAGAUAAUAUUUGCCAUUUUAUCCAAUGUAUAUUAAUAUUAUUUAUUCGUCUUCGUGAUCCGUAAAACCAUUCGUCUGCAUCGGCUACAGGAAUGCCCACCAUCUCGCCGAUGGCGUCAUCGUCUGACUGGAGCGCAGUUGCGUUCCCACUGCUGCUGCUACUACUGUCGUCGUCGUCGCCGCCACCGUCUUCGGCUGCCGUGGUGGACAGCGGCCGACUGUUCCCGGCCGGCGUCCAGUACGAGUACGAGUCGACGACCACCGUGCUGACCGGUGGAUCUUCAGACAACCGAGACCCGGCGGUAGGUCAUCGGGUGGUCGGUCGACUGUUGGUCGCCAAUCUCUGGCCCGCUACCGAUACCGCCGGCGACAAACUGUUGCGGCUACACUUCAAGUCACCCAAACUUCAAACGUGGUCUAAGAAGUCUAAAAAUGAUGGUAAUCGUCAAUUUAUCGACCGUAAAUCGAGGAUUGAUAGCAGGUUUUCAGACCAACCGUUUUUUGCGCACUGGAGGAACGGGCAUAUAGAAAACCUGUAUGUCUCUUCUGCUAAUUCAUUGACUGAGGAAAAUUUUAAAAAAGGAAUCGCUGGCCUCUUUCAGUUUCAAUUGUCAAACCAACAUGCUGUAGAAUAUUCUACGCUCGGAGAGUGCAACGUGACCUAUACUAAAAUAAAUGAAAAUAGUGUUUCAAAACGAAUUGAUGGAUGCAUUUCGCCUACAACACUGCCACCUGAAAUUAAACAUCCCGAUAAAAUUUGGCAAGGAACUUUACGUUCAAAACGUGAAGGUUUACUGAUAUACAACCAAAAAUCCUUGGUUGAAGUGUCUUUUGACGAAAAUCAUGAGUUUUCUACUAGCUUUAUGAAUGAAGUAGGAGCUUCGGUGUCAUCAAAACAACAUAUAGAAUUAAAAGAAACCAAACAAAAUGAAGAUAUCAUUGAAGCCAAUACAUUCAAAGAAGCAAUUCAUCAAUUAGAAAAACAACUCAAACUGAAACUAGAAAAACAAAAUUUAAGUCCAAUCCACGAGGUUAAAAAUUGUAAACACUACAAUUCAUGUAAUAAAUUAGACGACGUGGUUAAGAAUUACCACGACUCUUUAUUGGAUUCAGAACUGGGAAAGUCUAAAUCGGCUUAUGGGGCGAUCAAAGUAAUGGAUGCUAUUGAAAACAGUGACACGAAAACUAUUAAAAAAGUAUUGACCGAUGAAAAAAAUGUGGAUAUAGUAGUUCAAUUAUAUGACUUAUUAGGAGCUGCAUUAAAUGAAAAUUCCCAUAAAGCCUUAAUGGAAACACUAGACUUAACUGAUGCUAAAAGCGUCGAAAAAAUAGAAAGAUACUUAUGGAGCGCAUCAAUAAAAUUCAAUCCGAAAGUAGAAAUCAUAAAAAGUUUAUUAUCAAUCACUGAUGAGAAACUAGCCAGUAAAAAAAUAGUGGACACCUUAUUUAACACCGUGACCGCUAUGGCCAGUCGUUUGGCUCGUUACAAUCACACGGACGCAAAUGUUCUCAUUUGCGGUGAACUAGUCGUUAAAACAUUGGAGAGACUGGAAAAAUGUAAAUUAGACGACGACGAAUGCAUACUAACGUACAUCAGAGCGUUGUCUAAUCUCAAACAUCCGCUGUCGAUGGAAGUGCUAUUAAGCUUUGCACAACACGGAAACAGAAUGACUAGCGCGUACGCCAUGAAAACGAUUAAAAUGUUUGGGCCGGAUUUGUGGGACAAUCGAGUGCUGAAAUAUUGCAACAGAAUUUUCUUUCAGUUGGUCAAAGAACAGGACAGCAGCACCAGGACAAUAGCACUAGCCAUACUCCUGGAGUCUGAUCCAGACUAUGACCUGCUGAAACACGUGGUUGAGUGGCUCUCGGCACCCGGUGAGGGAUACGAAAUCAAGCAGUACGCAUUGGAACUAUUGAAGGAAAUGGCUAACCAAAAUGAGACCUCAGCGAGACUGUUGCGAACGGUGUUGGUUCGUGAACGGUUGAACCACUACGGCAGCAUGGCUCAGAGAGGCUUGUCGUCGUGUUUUUCAAGAAAAUUCAUCAACUAUAACAACAUCACUGGACUGGUGAAAAACUCUCAACAGAUAUAUUCGGGAGUAACCAAACGUGGGUCCGUGGAUAUCGUCUUGGAACAUGACAACAUUAAAUACGACUUAUGCAGUUUCGGCAUGUUCACAACAGGACUCGGGUAUUUUACGUCCCUGUACGACGAUUCGGGCAAAAAGGACACGUCGGACGAGGCCAACUUACCGGCCACGGCUGGUCUAGAACUCGUAGUGUUCGGCGUGCACAUCAGACCGUUCAUUAUGUUUUCUAGUCAAGGCCAGUUAAUGGGACACGUCUGGGCCGGGACCGGGUCGGACAAAACACCCAUCAUUCAGGGUAUAUCUCAAAUGAUCGAACAUUUGCAAUACGUGCCACUGAGCAACGGAAUUACGGCCGAGCUAAACGUCAAAGGAAUGUUGUCACUGGACAUAUCCGGUCAAAUAGAAAUGAGCCUUUGGAAUAAAAACGCGCAAUCGGUAAUCGAGAAAAACGGUGGUAUCAGCAUACAGGGGUCAUUGAAAUUGGAUACAGACUUGGUAACAGACGAAGUAGACUUUGCACUGAUCACCGAAGGGCUGCUACACAUGCAUAGCGAAGCUGAAUUUGCGACAAAAAUCGUUUUAUGCAUGCGAAUUGUUUUCGUGGAUACAAACGUGACCACGACCGUAAGCAAAAGCGAAAAAGUCCAUGGGCUACCCCACAAGUCACACACGACCACCACACGGACGCAUCCAGUUUCCGGACGGACGUUCGCCUUAAACCAAAUGGUCAACGAAUUUUGUAAUACCAUCCAUUCUCAGUGAAGUGGUCAACUACGACAAGUCAGCAAUACACGGAAACGAAAUAUUUCAAAUAAUGAUAUUAUUAUUAUUAUUAUUAUUGUAAUUACCUCAAAACGCGACUGAAUUAUUUUUAUUUUAAGUUUUGUUAUACGGACAAUUCAGAACAAUAUAAUAUGGAUUAGUUAUUAUUUAUUAACUAUUGAA
Molecule: messenger RNA, 3757 nt
Organism: Metopolophium dirhodum (rose-grain aphid)
Lineage: Eukaryota; Metazoa; Arthropoda; Insecta; Hemiptera; Aphididae
Gene: Mtp
Product: microsomal triacylglycerol transfer protein
Exons: 15
Coding region: 815-3574 (919 amino acids)
Biological process (GO): lipid transport; lipoprotein metabolic process
Cellular component (GO): Golgi apparatus; endoplasmic reticulum; basolateral plasma membrane
Molecular function (GO): lipid binding
Source: RefSeq, a predicted model, not a curated record